AUGGCGGCACCCGACCUCCUCGCCACUUUUCAAAAACACAUCGAAGACAUGCGCAACCUCUCCCUAUGCAAGAUUUGCAUUAAGCCCUUCUACGAACCCUUCAUCCUACCCUGCGGCCACACAUACUGCUACUCGUGUCUCGCAAGCUGGUUUGGAGGCGCCACCGGUCGAAGAAGCAAGAGUACCUGUCCUGAUUGCAGAGCCAAUGUCAGAGUAGAACCGUCGCCGAAUUACCUGCUUCGAGAUCUGGUUCACAUGUUCAUUGGCCGCGCGGAGCUCCUGCCGGAAGACGAGACUGUGCAAGAACAUCAGACUGCUAAAGAAGAAGAGGCCGUCCUGCUAGCCGCAGAUCGAGCUGGUCCAGGCCUAUUCAAGGGUGUUUUCUUGGGAUUAGGGUCCGCACGUGGGCCACGAAAUUGGCGGUCCGGCAUUCUGGAUCCAGAAGACAACGUGUGGCGCUGUCCUGAAUGUCACUGGGAGUUGGAAGAUGGCGGCUGCAGCAGAUGCGGUUUUCACCAAUUCGACGUGGCUGGGAGCGACUCCGAUUCCGACGUGGAUGAAUCAAUAGAUUUGGACGAGUCUGAAAUGGACGACGAAGGCUCUGAAAUUGACCACGAGUUUGGUACAACUAUGGGAGAGCAUGCCUUCCACAUUCACUUCCCCGACACAUCGAUUCGGAGACAUCCGGUCGACGAGGAGGAGGAGGAGUACUCGGAUGAAGACGAUGAUAUGGACGGGUUCAUUGACAACGAGGUCGAAGAGGGUGACAGCGAUAGUGAUGCAGAUACUGAGUCCACAAUGACCAUCUACAACAGACAACUCAGAAACCAGCAAGACAACGACCAUCCUUCGGUUUCAAGUGGGGUAUCUCAUGAGGGAGAUCCCGUGCGACCUUCCCCUUAUGAUCCAUACUACUACCCGUACCUCGAAAGCGAUGCACAUUCGACAGUCCAUACUUCCCAGUCGACCAACGGGGAUCAAUCGGAUGCCGCAACGAACUAUGACGAGAUGACCGAGGCAUCUGAUGUUGAGACGACCCCUGCGCAGCCCGCGCAGCCUGCGCGAAGACUAGGGGCACGCCGUGUCGUCCUGAGUAGCGAUGAUGAAGACGAGGACGAGCCGCGAGGAGAUGGAAGUGGAACAGCCGACCAUAGUGCAGAAGAUAGGCAGGAGGACCAUGAAGAUGAACAUGACUUGGAAAACGAAGUCGACUCUCUAGCAUCGGUGCGGUCCAGGAUAGGACGACGCGCCCGUAACGUUGCGAAUUCGAACUCAGAUGAUGACGACGACGACGACGAGGAAAGGCCCAACUCUGAUUCAGAAGACUCAGAUGACAGUAUCCGUCCCCCUCAGUCCUCAAGUCAACGAAGACAACAUCUCAACAAACAACGCGCUCGAAGAGGAGACCACAUGGUUGUCGGCGGGCACGCACCAAUCAAUCCACCUAGACAACUAUAUCCCCAUCGUCAGCAGAGUCACCGAGGACGAGGCAACUCUAAUCGUUAUCAACCUUAUCAGAGACCAUUUGGGCGACGAAUACCGGUUGGUGGAGGAAAUAGUAGAUUGCCAACUUAG
Messenger RNA from Cladophialophora yegresii CBS 114405, 1575 nucleotides. RefSeq lists its product as uncharacterized. Gene Ontology annotation, molecular function: metal ion binding; ubiquitin protein ligase activity; single-stranded DNA binding. The transcript has a single exon. Lineage: Eukaryota; Fungi; Ascomycota; Eurotiomycetes; Chaetothyriales; Herpotrichiellaceae. Gene Ontology annotation, cellular component: Rad6-Rad18 complex; nucleus. Gene Ontology annotation, biological process: protein monoubiquitination; DNA damage tolerance. The record is from RefSeq and is a predicted model, not a curated record. Bases 1 to 1575 code for a protein of 524 amino acids.